AUGAAGCACUGGCCCUUCAAGGUCGUCUCUGCUGAAGGCGGAAAGCCCAAGAUCGAGGUCGACUACAAGGGCGAGACCAAGACCUUCACGCCCGAAGAGAUCUCCUCCAUGGUUCUCAUCAAGUUGAAGGAGACUGCCGAGGCCUUCCUUGGAUCAACCGUCAAAGAUGCGGUCGUCACUGUCCCAGCCUACUUCAACGACUCUCAGCGUCAAGCCACCAAGGAUGCUGGAGCCAUCGCAGGCCUCAAUGUGUUCAGGCUAAUCAGCGGGUCGACCGCCGCUGCCGUCGCCUACGGACUUGACAAGAAGGCCAGCGGCGAGCGCAACCUCCUGAUCUUCGAUGUUGGCGGCGGAACCGUCGAUGUGUCCAUCCUCACCAUUGGGGACGGAAUCUUCGAAGUCAAGUCGACUGCUGGAGACACUCAUCUUGGAGGAGAAGACUUCGACAACCGCAUGGUCAACCACUUCAUCGCCGAGUUCAAGCGCAAGCACAAGAAGGACCUUGCCUCGAAUGCCAGCGCUCUCCGCCGUCUGCGCACUGCUUGCGAGCGCGCUAAGAGGACCCUCUCUUCGUCGUCGCAGGCCUCGAUCGAGAUCGAUUCUCUCUACGAGGGUAUCGACUUCUACACCAACAUCACUCGUGCCCGUUUCGAGGAGCUGUGCGCCGAUCUCUUCCGCUCUACCAUGGACCCCGUCGAGAAGUCUCUCCGUGACGCCAAAAUGGACAAGUCGUCCGUCCACGACAUCGUCCUCGUCGGAGGAUCAACCCGCAAGGAGCUGAACACGUCGAUCGACGCCGACGAGCCUGCUACACACGGUGCUACCAUCCUGGCCGCCAUCCUCUCCGGAGACAAGUCCGAGGCCAUCCAGGACAUGCUUCUUCACGACGUUAUCCCGCUGUCGCUCGGUAUCGAGACCGCUGGCGGUGUGAUGACUGCUCUGAUCAAGCGUAACACCAUCAUUCCCACCAAGACCUCGCAGACGUUCACCACCUACGCUGAUAAUCAGCCUGGUGUGCUCAUCCAGGUCUUCGAAGGCGAGCGCGCCAUGACCAAGGACAACAACCU
Mesorhabditis spiculigera is the source of this 1067-nucleotide messenger RNA. NCBI's taxonomy places the organism in Eukaryota, Metazoa, Nematoda, Chromadorea, Rhabditida, Rhabditidae. The record is from the annotation of a GenBank genome assembly.